Molecule: messenger RNA, 546 nt
Organism: Caenorhabditis remanei
Lineage: Eukaryota; Metazoa; Nematoda; Chromadorea; Rhabditida; Rhabditidae
Exons: 3
Coding region: 1-546 (181 amino acids)
Source: RefSeq, a predicted model, not a curated record
AUGUCCACAGCAUUUAAAGCUAGCGAUCCUCAAUCACCACUUCUUGAUGAUGAACGAUAUAAAGUAAUGCACAGACAUCUGGAGAUGCUGGUGCGUGAUAAUGAAAGAAUACCGGAAUCCGUUGCAUGGCCAUAUCCUGGUCCUUAUACUCAAAAGACCCGAGAAAAGGCAGUAAACGACUACUUGAAUGAAUGGAGAAGGGAGAUCGGAAAUGAUACGGAACAAGUUAGAAUAGACAGGGAACUCGCUAUUCUUCAAGUGUAUGAGGAACGUUUCGACCAUUUUAAAUACAGAAGAAAUCGUCCGCGGGAUAUGAAUGAUUUUCAAAUUCAGCUUGCAGUUUUAGACGGAAUCUUCACAGCUUGGGACAAUCAUCAUCGACCGACUCGAACACUUCCUAGAAAUCUGAUGCAUGCCGGUAGAAAUACGAUACGCAAGGAGCUCUUCAGUGCAGUCCAUAAAAAAGUGGAUGAGAUGGCAAAAUCUCGGAAGAAUGCCGAACGAGAUGCACGGGCCAAUAAUAGGAACGAACGAGGCCAAAACUGA